This is a messenger RNA of Caenorhabditis bovis, 1947 nucleotides long. Lineage: Eukaryota; Metazoa; Nematoda; Chromadorea; Rhabditida; Rhabditidae. The record is from the annotation of a GenBank genome assembly.
AUGAGCUACACUAUUAAAGGGCAGCAGUUUCGGAUGGUUGUUUAUAAUGCUGCGGCAUGUGGAAAGCUUCAAAGAAUAAAGAUCUUCGUGGAACCAAAUAAAGAUGACCCUAAAUGGUUGAACGAUCUUUUAAAUGAUGAUUUUGUUCCCACUUUCCCUUUAGUUAUUGCCGCAAGAAAUGGUCACAUUGAUGUUGUUCGAUACUUUUUGUCACUAGGAGCAAGCACGUCUGUUCAAGGAUGUGUGGAAUUUGAUAACGACGAUAUUUUGGGAGCUCCGCCAUUAUGGGCCGCCGCAGCAGCAGGAUAUUUCGAUGUAGUGAAAGUUUUGGUUGAAGAAGCAAAUGCUGAUGUGAACCAAACCACACAAACCGAAAGCACUCCUCUUCGUGGUGCCUGCUAUGACGGGCAUUUAGAAAUCGUAAAAUACUUAUUGGACCAUGGAGCUGACAUCAAUAAACCUAAUAAGCAUGGACAUACAUCAUUAAUGAUAGCUGCUUAUCGUCAAAAAGUCGACGUUGUUCGAUUACUUUUGGAAAGAGGUGCAGAUGUUGAUGUACAGACUACGAGGGGAAAUUCUGCGCUCCACGAUGCUGCUGAAAGUGGAAACGUGGAGAUUGUGAAGCUACUACUAGAACGUGGUGCAAAAAUCCGUAAAGAUUCACAAGGAGUUUGUCCACUAUUAUGCGCUGCUGCUAGUGGACAUCAAGAAGUCGUUGAAAUUCUUGAACAAAUAACCACCAAUAAUUUGCUUAGAAGAGAUGCUUAUAAACUACUUGGAUGCACUUUCGUCGAUAAGAAAAUGGACAAUUACUUAGCUUUGUCAUUUUGGAGAACGUCUGUUGAUAUAGAAUUAACACAUGAAGAAUGGCAAGAGAUUUCCGCAUGGGAAGCGACUACUGAACCGCUGGACGUAUAUGACUAUUCUCGUGAAUUUCACCGAUGUGGCGAAUUGAUGGCUAUAGAAGGGAAUCUAGAAGCACUCAGAAUGCAGUCACUGGUGAUUCGCGAACGAAUUUUGGGAGAAGCGCAUCCUGAUGUUCAUUACUAUUUGCGAUUUCGAGGUGCUGUUUGCUGUGACCUUGGUCAGAUGGAUAAAUGUUACACGCUGUGGAAACGGGCGCUUGAAAUGCAGCAGAAACAUUUUCAGCCGUUUCACGGUGCCACGGUUACGACGUUGAUGUCCUUUCAGGAGACCUUUGGAUUGGCAUUAAAUGAUUAUGUAAAUGCUAUGCAUGCAGAUAGAUCUCUGCGUGUUAGUUCGUCAUGGAUCCAGUAUGUUUUUGAAAGGAUUUGCAUCGAAUUGGAACGAUUUUUCGUGUACGACAAACCUCUGUACGAUGAGUCUUGUGGAUCAGAAAAAUGCAGUUCAGAAUCGAUUGAAAGUGAUAAGAAAAAAUUGUGCACGGUUGCCUUACAAUUAAUAAAUAUCAUGGAACGAAUAUCGCUGCCCUCGGCGAAUGGUGACGAUAUUGAUGAUAAAGGCGCUGAUCUUGAUAUUCAACGUUUGGUGAAUAUUUGCGAUAAAAUUCACGCCAGCCUUCUUCACUAUGCGCUUGAAGAAACUAGCGAUGAACAUGCAGCAGCUGAUUAUAUGAGCCUUCCAAAGGCUUCUGUUCUCAUGAAACUCAUUGAACAAAAUGUUGACACAUCAGCGGUUGACUCGAAUGGAAACUCUCCGAUUCACGUUCUACUCAAAUCAAAUUCAUUUAGGAGAAGCUUAAUUCGCAUAUUGCUUGAGCAUGGAGCAUUGCUAUUCGCUUGCAAUAAGAAGAAUGAGGUGGUUUACACCAAAUUACGCGAGGUAAUGAAAACUACCGAUAUCCCUCUUGGUCGAUUUAUCACUUUGAAAGGUCUUGCUGCACACGCGUUCAAACGAAAAUAUAACCAAAACUUGCCUGCCGACGAGUAUCCGGCUCAUUUACUGAAUUUUAUGGAAAAACACUAA